This is a messenger RNA of Diachasma alloeum, 5109 nucleotides long. RefSeq names its product cyclin-dependent kinase 12 (gene Cdk12). The record is from RefSeq and is a predicted model, not a curated record. The transcript is spliced from 8 exons. The coding region runs from base 440 to 4600 and encodes 1386 amino acids. Gene Ontology annotation, biological process: positive regulation of transcription elongation by RNA polymerase II; protein phosphorylation; transcription elongation by RNA polymerase II. Lineage: Eukaryota; Metazoa; Arthropoda; Insecta; Hymenoptera; Braconidae. Gene Ontology annotation, molecular function: RNA polymerase II CTD heptapeptide repeat kinase activity; cyclin-dependent protein serine/threonine kinase activity; ATP binding. Gene Ontology annotation, cellular component: nucleus; cyclin/CDK positive transcription elongation factor complex.
AGGAAGAAAACGGCUAGUUUCCUUCCACACACGUCUUGCCGACCAAAUGGAAAUGGAGUCGAGGCACGAUAAAGCACCUUCAACAUUUCUAAUCCACUAAAAUAAAUGCUGAAUGAUGCGAUCGAUUAUUCGAACAAUGUUAAUAUGAAAAGAGAAUUAUCAAACCAUUGAUAAAAAUGAAAAUUUAUCAUUAAAAAUAACGACAGAUAAACGCGAUUAAUAUCGUUUUAACGAGCAUUAAUUAUCGGAGUUUAACUUGUUAAAAGGCUGCCCGAAGGAGGAAAUAUUUUCGGUUUAUUUAUUUAAAAAAAUAAUAAAUAAAUAAUAAAGUAUUCACCCAACAAUAGCCAGUCCAAAUUAUCAUUUGGCUGAACAACGAGUCCGAUGCGAGGUAUCAUCACGUGCAUCGUGAGUUCAUACAAUUGUUUCACUAGGUGACAUGCCUAGCAGUCGCGAUCUCGACCGUGUGGAUCGUAAUGGCCGAUACAAAUCCCGUCGUCGUGAAAGCGGGGCAGACAUCCUAAACCGCCUCCUCCCCGACAAGAAGCACCGUAAGCAUGGUAAAUCCAAGACCUCAAAGAAGAAGAAGAAGCACAAUCGCGAUCGUCUUGACUCAAUUCCCUCAGUAGCCUCAUCAGUGGUAAAGCCCCUCGUCGAGUACUCGGACGUCUCCAGUGAGGAUUUGUCAGGCCCCGAAGCGGGUGAAAUUCAGUCUGAGGAGUCCCGUGGUGCGAGUUACACCGACGGUGAGCCAUUGGAGUCCCUCCUCCGGCCAAAAUACUAUGCCUCACCACCUCGUCCCCUCGGCGCAUCACCAAUCAGUCUAUCGCCAUCACCACCAAUGCAUCGUCACUCUGCCCAGUACUCCCCCCAGGAGGAGGCCCCCCAGCCGUCCCCGGAGUACGAGGAAGACAAUCGUCGUUAUGUCAGGAGAAAAGAGAAGAAACACAAGCGCGAAAAGAAGAAGAAGAGAUCUCUGAGCCCAUCGUCAAGCUCCUCAAAGAAGAAAAAACGUAAAUCAAAGAGAGCUUCGAGAUCACCCCCUAGAAUCCUGCAGGAUGUGCCCUCACCAGACCCUCCGAAGCCCAUUGACACGUGGUCAGAGUCCCCUCCCCUUCCCCUGAAGGACUCAACCUCGCCAAUAUCGCCAGCAACCCCUCGUGACAACAGAUCCCCAAGUGAUAUGGACCUGGAGUCUCCACCCCGUGAGGAGAGAAACGUCACCCCUCCAUGCACCAUAAUCUCGAGAAGAACCGAGUCCCCUCACACUCCUCUGUUGCCACCGCGACCCCUCACCCCAGAGCUCCCAAAGUCCCCAGAACAAAUGAAGUCACCAUCCCCAACAAGAAGUCUGAGUCCCAUAGAGACGAACAUAACCAGGAGACGAGCCCAUUCCCCCAGUCCUCGACGAAGGGAGCCUUCGCCCUCCCCCAGGAGGAGAGAGUACUCCCCCAUGGGAAUGCUGAGGAUGCGUCACACUCCAAGCCCCAGCAGACGAAGGGAAUACUCUCCAGGCACGAUGCACAGACGACGUGAUCCCAGGUCAUCUGGAUCACCUCCGAGCAAGAGACGACGAAGGGAUGACUCCGAGAGACGUCACAGACAUCACGAGAAGGAUCGAAGGGACAAUAAGAGGAAAUCAAGGUCGACUAGGAGUCCACCAGGCCGAGGAGUACCUCUGGCCUUGUCCAGAUCGAGAUCGAGAAGCCCCAGGAGCUGGAGAAAAUUGACAAGAUCGAGAUCGAGGUCGAGGAGAAGAAGCAGAUCCCCGAGGAAGUCUCGAUCCCCGAAGAUCCACAAACCCCUGAGGAAACACAGAUCUAAGAGUCCUAAGUCCUCAAGGUCGUCGAUACCAUCACCAGGUCCUCACAGACCGAGAGUGAGAAGUCCAUCGAGUCUGAAAGCCAUUAAUCUACGAGGACAGGCGAAGAUUAACGAGACAAGUCUCUUCGCUGAACUAGUCAAGGACAGGAACAUGAGGGAAUUGGCUUAUAAGAAGCUGCAGGAGGCUAAGGAGAAGGCUGGCAAUCAGGACGAGGUGCAGAUCAUUGAGGGGAACGACGAGAGGGACUCGAAUAAUUCUUCAGAUGCUAAAAUCAGUGAUAAAUCAGCUAAUGGAAAGGUGAAUGAGGGAAAGCCUGAGCUUGUCACGAUACCAGGUCCAGCCCCUACAGCACCUCCAGCCCUUAAACCCUCUGACGAGGCUGGUCUGACCCCUCCUCUCCCUCAACUCCCUCAGGAAACCCCACCAAUGCCAGUGGAUAAUUCAGUAACAGAGCCAACACCACCACCACUACCUCCAGCCCCUCCUCUACCACCGAACAAUGGUGCCCUGGGGUAUCCAAUGAGGACACCUCCCCCAGAGCCAUCAGCAAUACCAACAGCUCCAGCCCCUGGAAUACCAAUUCCAUCUCAUCAAACACAUCAGCCCUCCAGUCUCGUCACCAAUGCCAUCUCAAAAUUCAAUACCCCUAACAAUCUUGUUCCCUUGAAGUCAGUGGAUCCACCGAAGACUCCGAUCAUUAAAUUCAAGACGAAGAGUCUGUCGAAGCUACCACUGCCACCUGGAAUCAAUCAGAAUGAUCUAGAGAGCAUUGAUUCACCUCCAAGCAGGUCUCCAAGCCCUCCGAAGGUGAAGCCUGCGGCUGUGGGGACUCCGGGCGUCAAGGUGGGAGUCAAAAAAGGAAUCAAGGACCUGCCAAUGCCUCCAGGGAUCAUCCCCGGGGGUGAGGACUUCUCUGGUGAAGAGGAUCCUAAUGCCACUCCUCCCAGGGGGAAGGUGGACAGAAUAGCACCGAAACCAAAGCUCAAGAGGCCGAAAAUCCUCAAGAGGAGGAGCUCCAGAAACUGCCACAUGCCCAUGUCUGCCAGUGGGGGAAAGGACUGGGGAGAGAGGUGUGUUGAUGUUUUUGAGGUGAUCGCACAGAUCGGGGAGGGGACCUAUGGACAGGUCUACAAGGCUCAGGAUAAGAGGGCUGCGGUGCUUGUGGCCCUGAAGAAGGUCAGGUUGGAGAAUGAGAAGGAGGGAUUCCCCAUCACUGCUGUCAGGGAGAUCAAGAUUCUCAGGCAGCUCAAUCAUAAGAAUAUUGUCAAUCUGAGGGAGAUUGUCACUGAUAAGCAGGAUGCCAAGGACUUCAGGAAGGAUAAGGGGAGCUUUUAUCUCGUUUUUGAGUAUAUGGAUCAUGACUUGAUGGGGCUGCUGGAGUCGGGGAUGGUGGAUUUCAAUGAGAUGAAUAAUGCGAGUAUCAUGAAGCAGCUUUUGGAUGGUCUUAAUUAUUGUCAUGGCAAGAACUUCCUGCACAGGGAUAUCAAGUGCUCCAAUAUUCUUAUGAAUAAUAGGGGAGAAGUCAAACUCGCUGAUUUUGGACUAGCCAGAUUGUACAAUGCUGAAGACAGACAGAGACCUUACACAAACAAAGUCAUAACCCUGUGGUAUCGUCCCCCAGAGCUGCUCCUCGGGGAGGAGAGGUAUGGGCCAGCUAUCGAUGUCUGGAGUUGUGGCUGCAUUCUAGGAGAAUUAUUCUGGAAGAAACCACUAUUUCCGGGUAAUGCAGAAAUGCAGCAACUAGACAUGAUAUCCCGGGUAUGUGGCACCCCGACCCCAGCAGUCUGGCCAUCUGUGAUAAAACUCCCCCUCUUCCACCUCCUGAAAGCCAAGAAAACCCACAGACGCAGAUUACGAGAAGAUUUUUCAUUCAUGCCAUCCCUCGCCCUGGAUCUACUCGACAAAAUGUUGGAACUGGACCCAGACAAGCGAAUCACAGCAUCCGAGGCCUUGAAGAGUGCAUGGCUGAGGAAUGUUCAGCCAGAGUUAAUGCCAGCACCUGAAUUACCCACAUGGCAAGACUGUCACGAGCUAUGGAGCAAAAAACGACGAAAACAGAUGAGAGAACAGGCUGAGACAGCAGCAACAGGAAGGGACGUUGGAGGAUCAUCGAAAAGACUGAAAAUGGAGGCAGGGUUCACCUCCCAUGGGCCAAAUUUUGAGAGCAAUGAUGGAAUGCUCGAGGGAAACACGUACAGUGUGUCACCAGGGACUUAUUACUACAAUAGUCCCUUGAAAGCGAGGACUAACCAGCGGUGCGAGGGUGGAGACGUGCAGGGAAUGGAUUUGAAUACUGAGGACAGUCUUGCGAGGAAAUUGAGUCAUCUCACUGGCGCUUUGAGUCAGGGAAAACCUAUCAGGGUUGAUGAUCUCAUGUCCCUUCGGUUGGACAAUGAGAGUGAUCCAAAAGCCGUGCAAUUAUUGGAGGAGCUACACACGGAACUACGUCUAGCAGCAAAUUCAAGGCCAACUGGACAACUUGAGGCUCAUUUGCCAGUGCUCAAUCCUCCUCAACCUGACCCUCUAAGUGGCAAAACAACAUUCGAUGCCCACGCAGUGUAUGCAGGUGACGACGCAGUGAGUUGCGGUGGAAGAUGGUCCCAGCUAGCGACCAUAGGCAUUAAAACUGCCCUGUCCGCCCUCAUGUCCCGAUACGGACUGGAAACCUACAACACCCCGAUAAUGAAUCAACCACCGGGUAAAUCAUUCGCCGGGACGUCUCAGGCCAUCUUCCCGGCCCCUUCGUCGUCCACACAAUCUGCAUUCGGCUCGUAGUCCACAGUUUUCAUAAUUACGUUCCUCCAACCACCCCUCACACCGUGUAAUUUAUUGUAAUAAUCAAAAGUGAACGAAUGCCCUCUCGGCAUUAGCCGUUGUAAAGAUUAUACAACUUUUAAUCAAUCAGUUUGAACAAAGAUGACUUGAAUACAGAGAGUGACUGUUGUAUAUUGAAUUCCAUAUUUUCAUCGUAAAUUAAGGACGUAGGAUUCGGAUUUAUAAAUCCACGAGGCAAUUUAUUAAAUUAUCAAUCAAUUUCGAUGAGCGAUUGUUCUAUUGUUCUCAUCAUUUUUGUCUUUUGGUUUUAUCAGUUUACUUAUCAGAAGGGAGGGGAAGAUAUCGUUAGGGCGCGGAAAGAUGACGGUUAUUGGUAAUUUUCUUUUUCAUUUUCUACUGUAAAGAGUUUAUAUACCACUGGGGUUUCUUUUGUAUUAUUGUGAAGCAAUAGUUAUCGAUGGAAUAUGUAAAUAUUAUGAAGGAUCAAUAAUAAAGACUUGAACAAUUGA